Molecule: messenger RNA, 768 nt
Organism: Vicia faba (fava bean)
Lineage: Eukaryota; Viridiplantae; Streptophyta; Magnoliopsida; Fabales; Fabaceae
Source: the annotation of a GenBank genome assembly
AUGAUUCUCUUUAAUGUCACAGUUUUCUACAUGUUGUGUUUUGGAAUCUGUUUGAUGAUAACAGUCUUGCAGCUGGCUCAAUUACCCAAUAUUAAGGUUGCGACUGUACUCCUCUCUUCUGCUUUUGCCUACGACAUCUUUUGGGUGUUCAUAUCUCCGUUGAUAUUCCAUGAAAGUGUCAUGAUUGCAACUGGGGCUAUGGAUGUGUCAGAGUCAGGACGUGAAUAUGGGGCUAAAAACACUGACGACACCCCUGUGACGGGCACUUCUCAGAAAACUCGAGGGGGUGCUGAAUCUCGAUUUCGGAAAAGAAGCAAAUAUUUAUCUUACCCCUACACAAAUAGUGAACCAAGACUUAAAAGUUUUCCAGCUGAAACAGAAGAAUCAAAGACUCCAAGUCCCACCCCUAAAGCAAAAGCUUCAAGCAGAACCAUCCAAAAUUCAUCGGUGCAUCUUCCAGUGACUUACUUUCAGGAGCAAUGUAUCAAUGAAGAUGUUGAAAAGGACGAUAUAAAUGAUGAAAUUCAAGAGGACGACAUAAAUGAUAAAAUUCAAGAGGACGACCUAAAUGAUAAAAUUCAAGAGGACGACGUAGAUGACGAAUUUCAAGAGGACGACAUAGAUCUAGAUGAUGAAUUUCAAGAGGAGGAUAUAGAUGGUGAAUUUCAAGAGGACGACGUAGAUGAAGAAUUUAUGGAGGAUGACAUAUCUAACGAAUUUCAAGAGGACGAUCUGGAUGCUUUAAUCCUAGAAGACAAACUUGAAUGA